This is a messenger RNA of Dunckerocampus dactyliophorus (ringed pipefish), 2280 nucleotides long. It is a transcript of the gene dnase1, whose product is annotated as deoxyribonuclease I. Lineage: Eukaryota; Metazoa; Chordata; Actinopteri; Syngnathiformes; Syngnathidae. Gene Ontology annotation, biological process: DNA catabolic process. The transcript has 10 exons. Gene Ontology annotation, cellular component: nucleus. The record is from RefSeq and is a predicted model, not a curated record. The coding region runs from base 295 to 1137 and encodes 280 amino acids. Gene Ontology annotation, molecular function: DNA nuclease activity.
GUUCCAGAAGUUGCGGUGGCACCUUUGAGGAGUCACGGCAGCAAGCGUCUGUGCUCUUCUUCAGGAUCAGUGGCGGAAACGGACUCCGUACCGUUGAACUCACGCAGUGUAUUAAUAACACGACAAGACGCGCUCCAUAUUGUGAGCGAACCAAGGGGGUCGAGACUGAGGGGGUUGAGUGCCUUGCUCAAGGACACCUCGCCAGUAGCCUGGAAGCAGACUAUCUUGUUGUAAAACCUCUGACUUGGCUUCUGAGGGCGCUUCACUGCAACCUGGGUUACAGUGACCUUCAGGAUGCGGUUGGUGUGUAUUUUGGGUCUCCUUGUGGCUCUGCUGCAUCUGUCCACGUCUUUGCUGCUGGGGGCCUUCAAUAUCAAGUCAUUUGGGGACAAGAAAGCUUCCAAUACAACCUUGAUGAAUAUCAUCAGCAAGAUUGUCCACCGCUAUGACAUCGUUCUGAUCCAGGAGGUCAGAGACAAUGAUCUCUCAGCCACCAAAAAACUCAUGCACCAUGUCAACAAAGGUUGUCCUCAAUUUAGGUACAAGCACAUUGUCAGCGAGCCUCUAGGUCGCAGUUCCUACAAGGAGCGAUACCUCUUCCUAUACAGGGAGCAGAUAGUGUCUGUGGCCAAAAGCUACACUUACGAUGAUGGCUGCGAGCCGUGUGGGACCGAUACCUUCAUCAGGGAGCCCUUUGUUGUCAUGUUCGCCUCCAAUGACACUGCUGUGCACAACUUUGUCCUGAUCCCACAACACACUUCCCCUAACUACGCUGUGCAGGAAGUGGACGAGCUUUACGAUGUGGUGACCGACGUCCGCUCCAGAUGGGGCACCAAUGAUAUCAUUGUCCUGGGAGACUUCAACACAGACUGCAGCUACGUCACAGGGUCAGAGUGGGAUCACAUCCGACUCUUCACGGACAAGAGCUUCCAUUGGCUGAUCCCGAAUGAGGCUGACACCACAGUGUCUCACACCAACUGUGCAUAUGACAGGAUAGUGGUGACUGAUGACAUGAUGAGAGGAGUAGUGCACCACAGUGCUGGAGUAUACAACUACAUGGUGGACAUGGACCUCAGCUACAGCAUGGCUAUGGCUGUCAGUGACCAUUUCCCUGUGGAGGUGACGCUACUUGGCUGAACCAUCAGCAUCAGUCUUGAUAGCGUUUGCGAUUGAGUUUAAUCUGAACAUCAUCACAAAUUACAAAACAAUAAAAUUCAAUCAGUUCAGUGCACAUUUUGCAGCAGAUUCCACACUCCUGUCUUCCAUAGGAUCUGUGACUUCUUAUAAUAAAUCCCUAAAAAUAGCAGAGUACUCAUCAUAUAGGUCAAGGGUGUCCAAAAUGCACUUUUAUUAAUGAGAUAUAUCAUUAGAUAUGACACUAAUUUGCUUUGUCACCUACAACACAAACCUAAGAUGGGGAUGUUCAGAUAGUUUAGCAUAUAUUGUCCUACACUGGAUGUGUGUUGUGUUUUUAGCAAAAUGUAUCAAAGAAUAGAGGAUCUUUGGCCAGCAUUUCUGCAGUAGACUCCUAAGUACAGCAAGGCACUCCUCACUCUAUCGUGGUUUUUCAAAAAUGAAUAAGUGACCACUGUUUCGUGGUGGACUACGGUGUAUUAUUAGUAAAAAAAAAAAAAAAAAAAAAAGCAUACUUAAGCAAAUGUUAUGUAUUUUUGGCCUAAAUUAAGCAUUUUCAAUGAUAAAAAUGUUAAUGAACUAAAAUACAAAUACAGUUUAAGGCAAUACAAGACAUUGAUGAACUGUCGUCUACACUGGCCACUUGGUUUCACUAGUAACACACACCAGACAAUCACCAACAACAGGCUUUUGUUUUAUAAUUCCCUAUCUCACAACAGGCACAAUAAUAACAUAAUAAUAAUAAUGGUCAUCAUCAUCAUCAUAACAACACAGACUGCUGCUAAAACUGAAAUCAGAAUCCCCAACAUCGCUUCCUGUCCACACAUCCAGAAGACAUUUAUUAAAACACACACAACAAAGUCCUGUUUAUGUUUGAAAUGGCUUAUUUUCUCUGAUUACAGUAUAUCUACUAUAUUUGGCAUUGCGAGUGUCAAGCUGAGUAUAGGGGUGUUAUUGCUUGUACGCCCUUAAAAAUCGCAUGCAUCUGUCACAUAGAUAAUCUUUGACUAGCGUUAAUAAUAUACUAGUAGUGCUUCAUGCGUCAGUGGAAAAAAAGUUCAGAUCAGGUGAAAAUUUUCGCAGUGUCACAGGUCAGGAAAACAUCUUAAGUCCAAUAAGGAAAUGUAGGCAGAGUUGAUAGAAUCC